AUGAUGUCAUGCUUAGAAUUGACCUGGAGGACUUUGAUGGCAAAAUUUCGUAUGCUGAAUAUUCCACUUUUAAGGUCGCUGAAGGGGUGGAUAAAUAACGUAUUGCGGUUGGAAGGAUACCAUGGCACAGCUGGUGACUCCAUGACGGAUAGCGUUAGGUUUCGACCCGCAAAGUAAGUAUUGAUUUUAGACUGGUGCGACUUACCACAGCACACUCUUGUUCUUGCCGUUCUUCUCCUUCUUCUCCUUAAUCUCCUUCUAUUCUUUCUUCUUUUUAUUGUUAUUUUAUCAUAAUUUUUUUAAUAAAUCGUUAUUGUACUUUCCGCCACACGCACAACAGUUACAUAUUUUACGGUAACCAGUAACUAAAAUAAAAAUAAAAGGCUAAACAGGAAGCUAUAACUGUACAGAACAGUCCAGUGCGUAAAAACUGACAACUCCACAAAAAAAGAAACAAAUUUAAGCGGGCGAGAUCGUCACCGAAAAAGGUGCUCUUAAGUAGGUUAAUUUUCUGGCAUUUAUCAAUUUGCCAUUGAGCUAAUACUUUUGUUGCUAGUUUAGAGGAAGUGGGGUGUUUUCUUAACGUUUUGCAUUGUUGAUAAUAUUUCUAAGUUUGAAAAUUGGGAUUCAAAAUUUACGUUUUGACCAAUACUUUUGAAGGAGGUUUGUAAUCGUUGAAGACCAACUGCAAGCUGGAUAGGUUGAGUUUUACCUUGUGUUUAUCAUUAAACCAUCCGUAUCACCUCUUGCGAAAGAGAGAGGCCACCAAAGCACUCCAGAAAAGCGUGUUGUAUAGAAUCACAUGAUCUACAGUAGAUGCACUCGUCGUCAACAGAAAUUUAAAUCUCUGUUGCUCCAUAUUUGGUUACUAAGACACGAUGUAGCAGUUUUAAGGAACAUUUCUCAAUUUCUUGUCAAUAGAUAGCCCCAGUAUAUUUUUAAACAGUUCUUUCCAUAUACUCUUGAUGUCAACUAGUAUUAUGCUUUCACCACGUUUUUACGGUUGUGGGUGCUACAUCGCAUUUUUGAAAGCAAGAAUGUCUUCUUUUUCUUUAUUUUCUCUUUCAACUACUUGUUAAAUUUUAACGGAAACGUCUUUAUCCUACACUUUCACUGUUCGCCCCAUGUAUGGGUCUGUUUGCCCCAUGUGUGAGUCUGUCCUCCCUUAUACGGGUCUGUUUGCCCCAUUUAUGAGAAUCCAAGACAGUCCUGGGUUCUGGAUUCCACGCUUUGCAUUCCGGAUUCCAGGUGCUGGAUUCUAGCCUUUGUAAGGGGAACUGGAUAUCAGUCGUUAGUGGGAUUAUGGAUUUCUUUGGCUGUAUUCUGGAUUCCAAAGCCCAGGAUUCCGGAUUCCACAAGUAAAAAAUUCCGGAUCUCGGAUCCCACGAGCAAAAUUUUCUUGGAUUCAGGCCUUUAGGUGGGGCCAGACUGUAGAACAUUUGUGAUGUUAUUUUAUUGUUGGGCGCGGGAAUUAUAUUUUUUCAAGUACGUCUGUAUCGCGGACUACAGAAACACUCGUCCGCAUUACUUUCUUCCCCGAAAGGAAUCACAUCAUCUUCCGCUGAGAGGAUGAGCUACAAAUUCUUGGUUCGGUAACGCCCAUUUGUCCAAAUCAAGACCUUAAUUCAAACCAUUGUUCACAACUCUUCUCAAAUUUACGUUCUGCAAUCAGGAAGCCAAUCAGUUUAGCACAAAUAACAGUGUACAUAAGUUGCCCUACGCUCUCUUUUGUGGUAUAUUUCAUUUGAUACACACACGACAUAUCUCCUUAAAUGAGCCUAAUAAUACAUUUGUUAACAUGAUAUAUUUCGAUUAUCUGUCUACCUUUCAUUUAAUAAGUAUGUUAACACACUCCAGCGGUUCCUUUUGAGAUCUAAACCCCGGGAAGAUCUCAGUGUACGCGUGUUCUGAACAAAAAGUCUCAAAAACUAUGCCCUUUGGUCAGACUUUGGAAAGCACAGAUCAGUUCAGUUCCCUUCAGUUUAUUGUUUUGCCAUAAGUUGUACAAAAGCAAGGAAAUCAAAUUAUUUAAACCCUCAUGGCGUGGAAGCCCAAGAGAAACCACUGGGCUUAUAAGGAAUGGGUUCCUUCAGUUAAAUAAUAAGAACAAAAUAUUAUCAUAAUUACACAUGGAAAAAUCAACACAGAUCUAUAAAGUAUACAGGGAAGUGUACUCCCGGGGAGAUGCACUAUUUUUUCCCUCGGUGGAUGGGCCGAUAACGACUGUUCUCUAUUUCCUAACAGCAACAUGCAAUUUUCAACCAAAGACGUUGAUAAUGACGGAUCCAGCGCAAACUGCGCGGAGACACAAAAAGGAGGAUGGUGGUAUAACGCCUACAGUUGGGCAAAUCCUAAUGGCAUAUAUUACAGUGGAAAAUACAGCAACCAAAACGCCGAUGGAGUAAAAUGGGUCACACUAAGAGGACAUUUGUACUCAUUCAAACGUAUUGAGAUGAAAGUAAAACCCAAAGUGUAAACUGACACCAGGGUACAGUCGUACCUGUCGAUGUUGUAACAAUUCAGAAAUUGACAGAUUAUCCUCGUUCAGCAGAAUUCCCAUAACACUGUUUUUACACUUUCUCUCACCCUCGUAGCGACAGGACAUAAUUUUGAGGAAAAUAAUAUAUGAUUUCAAUAAAAAGUAUUGAAAACAGUAGCGAUCUAGAUAAGAUAUAAGAUCUUCGAACAGUGAUAAGAACGAACUUCCUUUUAUUUAUUCCCUGAAAAAGUCACACCAUGCCUCACGAAAUAUUGGAAGAAAAUAUGGUCUCAUAGCUGUACAGUCAGCCUUGCUUUUUUCACUGUUGAAAUAGUUAUAACAUGUUUAAGAAUCACAGCAGGUUAGUUUGGCGCAAAACAUGAAAAUUGUAUGUUCAUUAAAUGCCCAAGUACUAAAAUGCUUUGCGUAUCUUUUUAUUAAUCUUUUUUUUUUUUCACCUUUUAGCGGUGGUGGUGUUGCGGAGGGAGCGGGUGAGGGUCGUAUAGUAGAAAAGCUGGGAACAAAUUAAUUAGGAAUAACAGCAGGAACAAGGGAACACAGGCAAAUUACGACCCAGAGUCCUGAAGACCCUCACCUUCAGUGUUGUCAUGAAGUUACUUACUUCAAAGGUCUCCAAGGCAAGUUAGCAGCAUAGACUAGACGAGAUUCUGAAGAAGAAAAGCCUUUUUGUCAAAAGCUGAUGACGAAUUCUAAUAGUUCUCAAGAUACUGUGCUUUAGUCACGGAAAACCUGUUACCAAAAAUAAUAUCGCCAUUUCAGGAAUGAAAUAACCUUUCAAAUCAUGUAUUGAUAUUGAAAUUAAUACACUCCGUUAGUUAGCAAUACAACACGUUCAGCUAUAAAAUCACCUCUUAAAUUUGUUUUAAACUUCUUUGUUAAAAAUUCUGUGAUAAUUACGAAGAAUUAAGUCGAGCUUACUUGCGGAUUAGAUAAGAAACGAGGAGGCGAUUAAUUCCACACGAACUAGGAUUUCCUCGCUAAAACGUUUUAACGUCCUUCUUUAUCGACAGUCCAGUAUUCUUCGGGACAUUGACUUUUUAUAUCGUGCACUAGACCAGAAAACUCGACUACGAAAUACUUUUAAUCCAAUUUCCUAUCUUUUCACGAGUUUUAAAAUAUGGAUGCCAUACAUGUAUCAUCAAUUUUAUUAAUUUUAUUGGCCCCGAAGCGAACCUUACUCAAUGCAAAUCGGCAGGUGUCUUUGUUGAUUGGACAGAUAUAUGGAAAUUUCAUUUGGAUCAUAGAAGCUUUGGUCUGGGGGCUUAAAUCCAACAACCUGUUCUUUGGCAAAACUUUAUUUUUAAAAGAGCGAAAGAGAAACCGGCCUCGCCGUCAAAAAUGUUUUUUCUGCUUAUCGUUUUUUUCUUCACAACUGUAUACAGUACAAGCCGUAUUUCAACGCCCGGUUUUCAAGCUGUUAACUUUGCUCGGGCAAAAGAGAGGCGAAAGUUGAACGGAAGUUUGCUAAAGCAAGUUGAUGUGAUGUCAGAGGAUGAGUGUAGUCUUCGAUGCGUCGGGGAUGAACGAUGCCUCUCUUACAACUUUGGAAAUACAAGAAACGAAUCAGGGACAUUCGUGUGUGAGCUGAGUGACUCCGACAGAUUUUUUGGCUUUGGUAAUUUCACAGAAGAUAACAAUUUUACGUACAGAGGAUUGCAGGUAACAAUCGCUACGACAUCAGUACAGCGUAUAAAUUUAAGUUUUUUUAAUAAUUAUUAAACUGUCUUAUUUUCCUUUAAACAGGGAAUCCCGCUUAAUUUCCACUGUGUUAUUUCUAAAAAUAUCGCGCCAAAGAGAGGUACGAAUUUAAAAGAAUCAAAGUUUGUAAAAAGCUCUAAUUUUUUCGGCAGUGGUCUCUUCGAGUGAGUAAGUACAAGCAAAACGCUUUGAUGAAAAGCUGAGAAAACCGUUAAUAUUAUGCAAUAUAUCAUUUGUUUUAUAAUUAUUAUUACGGACUGUGAUUAAGAUGAGAAUGAUUCCGUUAUUUGAUUAUUGAGAGAGUUUCCUUAGAAUGCUGGGCGAUUUCACGCUAGAGAUAAUAUAACAUGCAUAAUCAGGAUAAUCCGGACUGGUUACGUAAGACUGAUUACGGAUCUGUUUUCACAUUGACACCGUAAAUUCGGUCAAACUAUUUUGGGAAAGGAAUAUCACUGUUCGAAUAGAGGCCUUUUUUCCUUCUCUUUAGAAUUAAGAACAGGCCAUCUUUUAGUUGCCUCGAUUACCUACAUUGUUCUCCAAGAAUCAAAAUUUGUAAAAAUUUUUCUGCGGUGGUCUCUUUGAGUGAGUACUGGCAAAGCUCUUUGAUGAAAAGCUGAGAAAACUGUUAAUAUUAUGCUAUACGUGAUUUGUUUUUUAAUUAUUGUUACGGUGUGACUGAGAUGACAAUGAUUCCGCUAUUUGAUUGAGAGAGUUACCGAUUUCACGCUAGUAAAUAUAACAUUAUCCGGAUAAUCCGGACCGAUUUAGUAAGACUGAUAACCGAUCUGUUUUCACAUUGACACUCUAAAUUCCGUCACACCAUCUUGGGAAAGGAUGAUCAGCGUUCGAAUAGAAGCUUUUUCUUCUUUGUCUUCAGAAUGAAGAAAAGAUAGACCAUCUCUUAGUUCCCUCGAUCGCCUGUAGAAUUCUCCAAGAUCAGACCCAAAAUAAAGAGAAAAAAUAUAUAUAUAUAGCAGGUAUUGUAUUAACAUAGUAGCAUUUAAUUUGUUAUUCUAUUAAGACUUUGAAGCGUUACAUGCUUUUUGGACAAAUCAGCAUGAGUAUGAGAUACAUGUUGAGAGUCCUGUGAAAUAUAUGAAAGUAAUUAACACUAACACCUGCUUAUCUCUCCAGGCUCCAGUUGUUCAAACGGUGGAUAGCGGUAUCCAGCGGAUAAAUCUCUAUCCAGUGGAUAGUGAUUUAUCCGAUGGUUAGUACCAUCCACCUUUUAAAUAACUGGGGCCAUAAUGUUAAGAUAUAAAUUAAGUUAGGCCAAUGGUUCCUUAUGUACAUACCGAGGCAAAGUUUACGUACAACAAAAGAAAUAAUACAACCAAAAAUAAAGCGCCCAGGAGAACUCUAUUGUUUGGUUCCUUUGUUUCUUUUGUGAUGACGGUACCUGCAGAAAGACCCAGGCAAACCUAAAAGCGGAGCUCCCAAAGGAAAGCGUGUAACAUAAUUAAAAUACAGCCAUCUCAAUUCGUGAACCGGACCCGGAAGAGAGAGAGCCACACAUGCUAUGGAAAAAAUUAUUACAUGCAAGCCAAUUAAAAACGCUCGUUGCGCUUCUUUUCUAGCAGAAAAUCAUACUGUAAAUCAAUGCAACCCGAUAUACAUUAACACAUUUUUUAAAACAUUCAUAAAAAAUGACCAGUAAAGUUCGAAAAAAAGCCUUUCUCUUACCAGCAAAACUUUACCACUAAUUUUUAAACACAGCUGUACAUCUAAAAGUGCCUGUCAUAACCUGAAAUAAAGGGUGCGUUUCUUUACUAAAAUUCGAGGUCGGAUAAAAAAUCCGGAUCAUUAGGAUUUUUCGUUAAGAAAAGAAACGAUGGAUCCAAAAAACGAUAAUUUCCCAUUCAUUUCUAUUACCAAAAUAUGGACGGUAUCCUGGAGAUAGAACAACACGGCUGCUGAUAACGUUGCAAAUUUGCUGAUCCUUCAUUGUGUUCUGGACGGUGAGCUUAAGGAUAUCGCUUAAAGAUGAGCCUAAAAAUAAGAUAUCUACUGGAAAGAACGUUAAAUGUUGCCAGACUCGCAGGCGAAGUUGAGGAGCAGUUUUGUUUCGAUUUGUCCUCGUGAACUAUAGCAAUGCAGGUCCUGUUUGUACUGCGAUUUUACUAUCCCGAUAAAACGGAUGAAAUUGAUCGUUUACCAUGCCUCGAGUCGAGAGAUGGCCGUGAAGAUGAGUAGUGUUGUCAAACAGCUGCUGUAUUCACCCUUGUCGAAUUCGUAGUAAAGGAAUGCUUCGGAUCAUGUAUUUAAAGUAUCCGGGUCUGGAUAUGAUCCAAGGAAUUCACCUCCCUUGUGGAUCGAUAAUAUCAUUUGGAUCAAUAAUCCGUUUUGGGGUUUUAGUAAAGAAACGAAAUAACCGUUUUCGGAUUAAAAAUCUGGUUUUUGAUUUUAGUAAAAAAAACGCACCCCAAAACUUGAAAAUAAUGCGACCAGAAUAUUACUCACAUUCGGCCUUCGAAGCAAUGCUGUAUCUAGAGGAAAAUAAACUGACAACUGAGUUUAAAUCAAUAGCCCAUUUGCACGAUGACGUAAUUUUACUACUAAGACCAGAAUCCUUCAGGAUUUUGCUUUCUUGUGCAAAUUAGGGCUUUUGUUAUCGAAACCUCCCUGGGAUUACCGAAUUAGAAUAUGAAAGGAAAAACGAAAAGGAUUGUGGUCGUAGUAGUAAAAUGACGCCAUCAUGCAAGUGGCCUAUUCGCAAUAUAAGACUAUGUGGUUUUGAAAGAGUCAAUGCAAGAUAAUAGGAAAACUAGUCUUGCCGUUGUCAAGGUACGCAACUAGUUUUCUAAGGCACAGGCGAUGUUACCGUGAAGGAAAGCACUCUCUAAAACAUUAAAAAUGUUAAAAUGUCCAUCCACUCAAAAGUUAAAACGUUUUCAAAUUUUGAAUUCUUGCCAAUUUGUUACUAACUGAACUUAAGCGGGAUUUCCUACGAAAUAAGGCCUUUGUAUAUCAGUAUGGGCUGUUCCCCUUCUUACUCUUUAUUUGCCUCUUUUUCCCCACAUUAAAUAACUGAGUUUAAAGAACCUCAUUCUCAAAACAGAGUAUCUGUGAGUCCAGCAACCAUCUUCCUUGUGGAAACAAAGGAAUUUGCAUCCCAGACUACUUCAGGAGCAGCUUUGAAUGCAAGUGUCACGCUGGAUAUGUAGGAAUACCUUGCAGUAAGUAAUUCAAAAGGUACACAUAGCAAAUUGUUGCUGCUAAAAAUAUCUACAAGCCGUAGCCGUCCAUCAGUAAGAUGCCUAAAAUGUUUUUUUAUUCCAUACUUGGUUUCGGCUCCAAAAAAAUUCUAUUUCAAUCGUAUAUCAUGUUAGGAGGAGCCACAAUAGCUUAGCACACUGAAAAGGCAUACAUGUAUGAGUUAGGAAAACAAUCCAAAGUAAAUGUAGUGCGUUAAAAUAGAUCUAAAUCCACCAGAAAAUUUAAAAAGUAAACUGGCAGUAGCCGUUAGCAAGGAGGUGUGGGCGAAACCGCUUUCAUAUGAAUGUGAAUGCCCUGUAGUUAUGGUGUCAACAAAAGGAAUCACCGCGGAUCAUGAAAACUGGAUUGAACAAUACAGUAAACCAGGCUCAUCAGUUUAAUUCAACGAUUUUAUUCGCAUUUGCUUAGAUACAAUUAACCUGCGAAUAGUAAGGAGCGAGGAGAGACGUUUGUAUUCGCCGGCAAAGAUACAUUGAACCCGGCACUGAAACAGCAAUGCGUGACACAAGUAAUGCGUGUAUACAGCUGUCAUGCACGACGUCUUUAUUCAAUCGAAUAUUCAAUCCGUUUUCAAUGACCAAAGGCCGUUGAUAUGAAAUGGAAAAAUUCCACUGGAGUUUAAAGCUUAUUGAAGCUAUCGGAUGAUAAGUAACGUAACAUACUUGGAAAAGUAUAAAAGUAUAAAAACCAUGCACUGCAAUGAACCUGAAGCGAUUUCUAGACUUUGCUAGCACUAGUACCUUACCGAAACCUUGUCCCACACUAAGCUGAGAUCAGGUUCUACUUUUAUUUUCCUGGCUAAAAAGAUUCCAGGUCGGCAAGGCGACUCGAAAAGUCUUCCAUUUAGUACAGUACUUGUGUACGUGAAUUACGUGUGCUUGCGAAUCGAAUGUAAUAAUUAUUGUUGCAUCACUUGCAUGUGCAUUCAAAGUAACCGCUGUGACGUCAAGACAGACCUUAAACUCAACACCACGCCUCAACACUUGAACGCAGUGUUAAGUAAAAUCGAUAUCACUAUGACAGCAAUAAAAAAACUUUGAAAUCAAUAAAAGCCGAAUUCUAAUCGGUCUAGUCCAGCAACUAAAAAUGCGACACCAGGAACUCAAAGUGUAGUGUUUAAUUAGCAAAUAACCUUUUUCAGCUCUUUUGGAACAAAAGAUAUGAUCUUUAUGAAGAAGGUUCCACUGGUAUCUAAGAACGACUGGCUGACCCUUUGUAUAUACUUUCAGAGGAAAUGAAAAGCUGCUUUGAACUUUCUAUGAAUGGAUUCACAUCAGAUGGCGUCUAUUACGUCAUCCCAGAUGGUGGCAAGGCAAUACAAGUACUAUGUGACAUGACUACAGAAGGUGGAGGCUGGACCGUUUUUCAGAGACGUUUAGACGGCUCGGUGGAUUUUCUGCUCGACUGGGAAUUCUACAAAAAUGGGUUCGGUGAUCUUAGCGGUGAGUUCUGGCUUGGAAACGACAAUCUUCAUCGACUGACAACCAACGCUGAUGUUAUACUUAGAAUUGACCUGGAGGACUUUGAUGGUAACAUUACGUACGCUGAAUAUUCCACUUUCAAAGUUGCCGACGAGGUAGAUAAAUACCGCAUUUUGCUUGGAGGAUACAAUGGCACGGCUGGUGACUCGAUGGCAGUUACCUCUUCACAGUCAAAAACCGCAAAGUAAGUAUGACUGCAACUGGAGUUAUUCAGAAUGCCUCCUCGUCCUCUUCCUCUUCCUUUACUACUAUUAGUAGUAGUUGCAGUAGUAGUAGUGGUAGUAGUAGUAGUGGUGGUGGUGGUGGUGGUGUUAGUGGUAGUGGUAGUGGUAGUGGUAGUGGUAGUGGUAGUGGUAGUGGUAGUAGUAGUGGUAGUGGUAGUGGUAGUGGUAGUGGUAGUGGUAGUCACGGUAGUAGAAGUAGUAGUCGUGGCGGCGGCGGCGGCGGCGGUGGUGGUGGUGGUGGUGGUGGUGGUGCUAGUAGUAGUAGUAGUAAGUAAUAAGUAAUAAAUUGCUUUAUUUGCAUGACCGCAUCAUUUUACAGUAUUGCAAAAGCAUGCUUAUGACAAUCAAAAUAUAAAACAAACAGCACUAAUAAUAAUCUAGAAAAAUUCAGUUACAUUACUAACAAUGAAUCACGUAUUUUCAUACAGGAGGAAACAAACUUCAUAACUGACUUAUUUACAUGAUGUUCCUUCGAAUUCAUUAUCAGUUUUAUGCUUUCUGGAGAUGAUUUAUUGUCAAAGUCAGGUGUUAUUCGAUUGAUUUGAUUAAUAAAUGCCUGUCUCUAUACUGAGUAUUUGUUACAUAGAAAGAGGAAAUGAAUCUCAUCUUCUACCUGAUUUGAGUUACAUAAGGGAAAUAAUCUAUUUUCUCUUGGCAAAUGAUCGAUUUGGUAUCGACCAUGUUCAAUCACAAGUUUGUGAUUACUUAUUUUAAAUUUAACAAAAUUCUGUCGUUCGUCAUAAUGUCUUAGCUGGUAGAGAUAAUCAGAUGUAGAAUAUUCAUCUUUAAAAGUUUUAUAAAAUUUUAGUUUUUUUGAAUUUUCAAGGCUGUGCCGCCAAAAAGAUAAAUAUUUCUCUCUCAUUUCUGUGGUAUAUCGUCUAAUUUUAUCAUUAUCUAGAGAUUCAGCAUCUAAACUGGUUAGAUUGUAUUGUUCAAACAUGUUUAUGAAAUUGGAAAAAUAUCCUGAAUUAUUCAUAGAAUGUAGAUUCUUUGACAUAAGCAAAGACUGUUUGACUAUAGAGUCAUUAUCUUUGUUGUUGAAGUAAACAAAAUAUUUCAUAAUUUUCUGAUUUAUCGGGAUAAGCAGCGGCAGCCUAUCAAGUUCAGCUCUGUAAGCUAUCUCAGAGGUCUUAUUGUUAACCUCUAAGUAACGUUUACAGAAUUUGAGGAAGAUUUUUUCUAUUGGGGAGCUAUCCCAUUUUUUAAAAUCUUGCUUGGUGCACAUUCCCCAUACCUCGCUGUUGUAACUCAAGAUUGGGAAUACCAUGGUGUCAAAAAUUUGGGAUGCAGUAUUAGGAUUAAGUUUGUUAAGAAUUUCCCGCUUCCGAAUACUAGAAAACGCGUGAAGGGCCUUUUCUUUUAAGUGUUCGAGUGCAAGUGUAAAGUUUCCCGUUGGGAUUAAACGUGUACCUAAAUAAAUGUAUUCUUAGACAAUUUCAAUUGACUCACUGCCUAUGUUGAAUUUGAUGUCAAUAGAUUUUUUUGGGCAUUUCUGGAAUAUCAUAAUUUUUGUUUUCUUCGGAUUAAUUUUUUGCUUCCAUUUGUCACAAUACAAGGAAAGCGAAUUUAAAAAGUUCUGUAAUCCAGUUUUCGAUCUUGAUAGAAUAACUAAAUCAUAUGCGUACAAAAGUGAAUUUAUUUUUUUCCCAUUUGGAAGAACAAAUGGGUCAGAUAAGGUGUUUUCGAAUAAAUGUGUUAGAUUGUUUAAAUAGAGGUUAAAUAAAGGAGGGCUUAAAAUACAGCCUUGACGUACACCUCUGGAAUAUGAAAAAGGCUGUGUUUUGUUUUCAUCGAUUUUGAUGGAACAUGUCGAGUUGCAAUAAAGGCUUUUCAGGAGGUUGUACAAGUUUCCUCCUAUAUUCGUUUUUAGCAGCUUAUAAAACAAUCCUUCGUGCCAAACAGAGUCAAACGCUUUGCGGAAAUCUACGAAACAAGCGUAGACUUUUUCCUUGUGAUAAUGUACAUAUUUAUCUAUUAGGGUCCUUAGAGUGAAAACAUGGUCUGCAGUGCGGUUUUCAGGCAAAAAGCCAAUUUGGGAAUUAUGUAAUAUCUUAUUUUCCUCAUUAUACUACUACGUGGGAAAUUUCUGCAAUUUGAUUGGCUUAGAGGAGUGGUAUUUCAGCUUAAUUUGAAAUACCUACAUGUGAAAAUUACAAAACCUUUGUGGGUAGUAGUAUAAACAAAAAAUACAAGUGAAGUCUUAAAAUAGAACAGAACAGUUUUCCAAGGCAACUAGAAACACGCAUGCCUCUGUAAUUUGUUGGAUCACUCUUGUCACCAGAUUUGUAAAUUGGGGUUAUGAGGCCUUGACACCAAACAUCCGGCCUUUUUUCCCGGAUUGCAAAAUGAGGUUUGACAUAGACAGGCAUUAGUGGUUCGAGGCUUGCUUUGAUCAUUUCAUUUCGUAUUUUGUCAACAAAUUCUUCGCCGCUUGACGUAUUUCCCCCUCAGUUAUCUCAUAAUCGAGAUAGGCAAACUGUUCAAUUUCGUGUUCUAAAGAAUUUAGUUCCCUAUGGAUUUCAUGUUCAUGCGUGGAAUUCGUCGGGUCAAUAGAAUGCAGAGAUUUGAAAUGGUGAAGCCAUGAUUCUUCCGAGAUUGGGGCAGGAACAUUUUCGUUGAAAGUGUCGCUCAUCGAAUUUAAACAAUUCCAAAAUGACGGCUUGUCGGUAGCAGUAGUAGUAGUAGUAGUAGUAGUAGUAGUAGUAGUAGUAGUAGUAGUAGUAGUAGUAGUAGUAGUAGUAGUAGUAGUAGUAGUAGUAGUAGUAGUAGUAGUAGUAGUAGUAGUAGUAGUAGUAGUAGUAGUAGUAGUCUGUAAUUGUUAAAAUUUACCUUGAAUUAUAUAAUUUUCGCAAGGUAUUAGCUUUUUUCUCUUCCUCUAUCAUUCACUGAAGUCGAAAACAAAAAUACAUAGUUACACUUUUAUACACUCUAGAGGUUCAAUAAAAAAUCAAGCCCGAUUUCCGACCUUAUUGGGCAAAUUCUAUAUCCAUUUUCAGACCAAAACAUCCAAAACAUCUCAAAAAAUUAUACCCUUUGCGCCGCCCCGUAAAUUAUACCGCGAAGUUUUCCCCGUGGGAUGCGCUAUCUUCUCCCGGGCGAGAGAUGAGUAUUAUCAAGACUGUUUCUUUUAUAUCUCGACAGUAACAUGCAAUUUUCAACUAAAGAGAGAGACAACGAUUUAUCCAGCGUCAACUGCGCGGUGAGACACAAAGGAGGAUGGUGGUAUAACCAAUGCUCUUGGGCAAAUCUCAAUGGCGUAUAUUACGGCGGAGAAUAUAGCAGCCAAUACGGCGAUGGAGUAAAAUGGGUGACUUUAAGAGGACAAUUUUACUCAUUCAAACGUACUGAAAUGAAAGUAAAACCGAAAGUAUAA
Messenger RNA from Porites lobata, 12492 nucleotides. The record is from the annotation of a GenBank genome assembly. NCBI's taxonomy places the organism in Eukaryota, Metazoa, Cnidaria, Anthozoa, Scleractinia, Poritidae.